Molecule: messenger RNA, 2327 nt
Organism: Cladophialophora immunda
Lineage: Eukaryota; Fungi; Ascomycota; Eurotiomycetes; Chaetothyriales; Herpotrichiellaceae
Product: guanine deaminase
Exons: 1
Coding region: 55-1503 (482 amino acids)
Biological process (GO): guanine metabolic process
Cellular component (GO): cytosol
Molecular function (GO): guanine deaminase activity; zinc ion binding
Source: RefSeq, a predicted model, not a curated record
UUGCACGGAGUAGAUAGAGACUUAAAGUCACACACUCCCUAUCCUUUGACAGUCAUGGAUGGCAGCUUUGCAUAUUACGGGACCCUGAUACACUCGCACUCCCCGUCACAGAUCGAAAUCCUUGACGACACGCUCGUCAUAGUCGACGACAGAGGCAAGAUAAGCCACAUCUCCCCACAAUUCCAACCCAGAGAUGGCCGAAGCUUGGAGGACAGCAUAGGGCCAUUAAUCGACCGACCCGAUGCUCGCAUCCCUGUCGUUCGCUUGCAAUCUCCCAGCCAAUUCCUCGUCCCGUCCUUCAUCGACACCCAUGUCCACGCGCCUCAGUUCUCCAUGCGCGGCCUCGGCCAAGGCCUCCAUAUCCUGGACUGGCUGGACCAGAUCACCUUCCCGCACGAGGCCAAAUUCCGCGACACCGACUACGCGAGGCAAGUCUACGCGAGAUGUGUCGACAUGGGCCUCCGCCAGGGCGUGACCACCGCUUGCUACUUUGGCAGUCUGCACACGCCGGCGACCAAGAUCCUCGUGGACGUGUGCCUCGAAAAGGGCCAACGGGCGUUCGUGGGCAAGACGUGCAUGGAUAACCCCGAGACCAAUCCCGAGUAUUACAGAGAAGACACGGCGGAAGUGGUGGCCGGAACGAGAGAAGUCAUCGAGCAUUGUCGGGCCGUCGACGGGAAAGGCGACAUUGUCAGGCCGAUCCUAACGCCACGGUUUGCGAUCAGCUGUACACCGGAGUCACUGACUGAGCUGGGCAAACUGGCACGGGAGCACGAGCACGCCUAUGGCGUGGGACAAGGGAUCCCAAACCAAACCCACUUCUGCGAGGCGCAGCAAGAAAUCGACGCUACCUUAAAACAGUACAGGAACUUCAGCUGCGAAGCCGACUUGUACACGCACUAUGGGCUGUUCGACCACAGCUCAGUGCUUGCACACUGCACGCUGCUCAGCGAGGACGACCAGGCCAAAAUCAAGCAACGGAACUGUGGAAUCGCCCACUGCCCAGCCUCCAACACCACCGUCGGCGGCGGGUUCAUGGCCGCCCCGAUCCGGAAACUGCUGGCGGAUGGGGUCACGAAGAUCGGACUAGGAACUGACUCCGGCGGCGGCUUCUCCUGCAGCAUCAUGGACGCGAUGCGCCUGGCUUUGAUCGUGGGCAACGCGCGGGAAAUGCUGUCGGCGGGCAAGGAGGAGAGACUGAAGCUGGAGGAGAUCUUUUACAUGGCGACGCUGGGCGGGGCCAAGGUCCUGAGGAUGGAGGACCGAGUCGGAUCGUUCGAGGUGGGAAAACAGUUCGACGCUCUUUUGGUGGACAUGAGUGACCCUUACCACAACGCGUCCGGCCGUUUUGACGCGGUGCACACCAUGAUGGACGGCGAGAGCCAAAGCGCCGACGGGAUCAGGUCCGUCUGGGAGAAAUGGGUCAUGUCUGGGGACGACAGGAAUCUGAGGAAAGUCUGGGUUGGCGGGAAGGUAAAGAAAGAUACCUUGGGAGAUCGGUGAAGGGUGAAGCGGGAUACGAAGCUGUGGAUGCGACACAGAAGGGGAGCUGUCUCUUCGAAAUUCAUGGAGAACAACUUCUCGGGAUGCUUGAAAUAGAGACGUUAGAGGACUGGUACAUACCCGAUAGAGAAACGGAUCACGGAGGAUGGCUGGAUAGCCUGGUGCGAACUCCUCGUUGCUACAGCCUCGUCUUCCGUUUCGGGAAACACGGACCCCACGCGGGGUUUGCGGGGAGACGGGGAGAACCCAAGAUGGAGAAUCCUUGGACAUCUACAAAGUGAGGGCCAACAUAACUGAAGAGAGGGGGUCUUUGUGGUUCCUGGUUACGACUUCGGCAGUUGACAUGAACGUAGCCUGGUCCAGCUUGACUGUGGUUUCUUGGAUGAGGAAACUGGUCGUAACGACGAGGAAGGAACAACAAAUCUCCUUGAAGCCACCUUUGUCCCUUCUCAGCAGGCAUGAAGUCCUCAACCACAGACCAAGGCACAGGGUUUACGAUUUCCUUGCUCUCGAGGAGCCUCUCCCUUGAUUGUUGACAGUCUUCCCGAAACGCAUUCUGCAGACUUUGUCGAACUCGAGACUGUCGACCCACUCCAAGGUCCCUGCGUGCUGCCAUCAUCACUAGCACCGCGGGACCCCGAGGGGGACGACAUGGGGCAUUCGCUCUUUUUGGAGAACGGCCAUGUGUCUCAGGACGACAGUGCGGAGUCCCUUGUUGGUCCCAAAGCACAGCAAAUCCUACAAAAGGUGAGUCUCCUACAAAAGGACAUUGUAACGAGGGGCUCUGCUCGAGUGUGGUGAGUCUCAAGUUUGCCAGGGCUUCA